AUGUUAAGAGAACCAUUUCUGUUUGUGAUGAAUGCAAUAAAAGAAAUUUUUGUGAGUGCCGAUCAAAUUCAGGAGCUUUUUCAUUAUAGAUCUACUAAUCAUUUCCUUCGUGAUUGUUCAAAGAAGCAAAAUGAUUUUGGUAAUCAAUCAAACAAGCCUGAAGCAACUUCUCAAAGAGGUAGACGAUCUGGAAACGUUAGGAACACUACUCCUGGUCGAGGUAAGAAUGUCGAGAUGAAUGAACGGUCUGAAGCGAGAACACCAACUAAAGCCUAUGUAAUCAAAGCUCGUGCGGAAGCUACUGCCUUAGAUGUUAUUGCAGAAGCUCCAGUAGUAACUCAGCCUGAAUCUGGAACGACAUAUGUUGUUUACAGUGAUGCAUCUCUCAAUGGUUUAGGUUGUGUGUUAAUGCAGACAGGGAAGGUAGUAGCUUAUGCUUCUCGACAGUUAAAGUCGCAUGAAAGAAAUUAUCCUACUCAUGGUAUUGAGCUUGGUGCUAUCAUCUUCGCUUUGAAGAUAUGA
This is a messenger RNA of Gossypium raimondii (Peruvian cotton), 522 nucleotides long. RefSeq lists its product as uncharacterized. The transcript has 2 exons. NCBI's taxonomy places the organism in Eukaryota, Viridiplantae, Streptophyta, Magnoliopsida, Malvales, Malvaceae. The record is from RefSeq and is a predicted model, not a curated record. Bases 1 to 522 code for a protein of 173 amino acids.